GAUUGUUUUCAGGCUACGAGUACAGUCACGCACGGUAGGUAAAAGAAUCCAUUUAUAUUCAGGACACGUGUUGGGGUAGUUAGUUUUUUAUAAGUGUUUCCGUAUGGAAAGUGGAUGGCUGUUGAAGAAAAGGAAGAUUUCAAGGGACAAAGGAAAAGAGGAGUUAAAGAUGUUUCAGAAGUACAUGAAAGAAGAUCAGAAAAUUGGAUGGAUCCAAUUCCUCCUAAUGUUACAGUAGAUGAUUUAUGGUUCUAUCGAAAGGGACGAAACAUUGGUUUGCUGAAAGAUAAUUUGAAGGUCCAAGAAGGUUCAUUCAAGCAUUUGAAGUCGGAGUAUAGAAGGAGAUUUAAAAACUUUUAUGAAGCUCUCAAAUCGUCCUUAAAUGGUAAGGACCUUUUGGAUAUCGAAAAAAUCAUACCAGAAGCAUCAUUAAAAUUAGAGGGGGCACAAGAACAUCAAUCAGAAUACAAUGAAUCUUUUGGUAGCCGUAUUUUACAAAGAGCGAAUGCCCUUUCAGAAGAAUUACUUAAAGAUGUUUCUGAUUAUGAAGCCAUCAACAGAGAAAAUCAAAUUGAAAAUAUUCCACGAAUUACAGUAAUUGGAUCACCUGGACGUCAUUUAAAUAGAAGACCAACCAACUUAAAACUCGAAGGAGACUUCUACCAUUUAACCGAACACGCUGAAAAAUUUAUUGAAUAUCUCUUAGUUAAGAGAGCAGAAUUAUGCAGGACACCUACAACUUUAAAAUUAGGAACAGGAGAGAUGGAAACAAAGACUGAAACUACCGACCAAUUCAUAAAAUAUGAUAAAAUGGAAAGACCUAGUUUAUGUAGAAAAUUUACCAAUUUACAUUUAGAAGGUGAUUUGGACAUUAAAACUGAGAAACAAGAAAAAUUUGUUCCGUUUGAUGUUAAACCUCGUCCUCCUCUAAAGAAGAAAUCUACCAACCUUCAUUUGGAAGGAGAUCACUCAUUAAUCCCUGAGUAUAGGCAUCAAUAUGUUCAAUACCAGAACCCAGUACGUUCUGGACCAAUACUGCCAUUACACAAUUUAAAAUCUGCACGACUGUUCGAAGAUAACUCUAACGAAGAUGCAACUUUUGGAAGAAGAACUCCUUUAAUACCUUUUUUACGAGAAUCAUACAGCCACCAUGAUUUAGAAGACAAACAAUACAGAAGAAGUAAUUCAUUUAGCAGAAGUCAGAGUAACGUGUCUUUGAAUAGAACGUCGUCACAUCCCAAUUUGGUUAAAUCGGCUAUAAGUGAUGAGAGAAAGAGAAUAUCUAAAACUCCGCAGAAAAAUGCUUAUUUAGAUUUUGAUCGUAGUCAAAAUAUGAGUUUAGAUAGAAAACGAACAAAGAAAGGAUCGACUGUUGUUAAUUCAGUUGGAGAUGGUAAAUUUUUUGGAGAACCUGAGUACCGAAGUGCCUUUACUGAUUUUCCAAGAGAACGACCACGUGUUAGAAGACCUCAAAGUAACUUUACCAAUGAGGGAAAGGUUAAUUAUCUAACAGAAAACGAAGAAAAAUAUAAAGAGUAUAAACCUAUAGAAAAAACGCAAUUCAAUAGAAGAAAAUCAGGUCAAAUUUUUGACGAUCCUUUCGACAAACAAAUAGAUGGAGAUCCGGCGUUUGAUGGUCCAUUCGAAUGUCAACCGGAAUAUAGGAAGGCAUACAUUGAUUAUUUAGUUCGAGAGAAACCUCCUCAGGGACAAAGGAGGAGAAUUUUGGAAAUUCCUAAUAUAAAUAUUAAUGAUGAAACUGUAAUUGACAUUGAAACUUCUAACCCAAAUGACAAUAUAAAACAAACGGAAACUACCUCAAAAGAAGAAAGACCAAAAUCGUCAAAGCAAAAGCCAAGUUCUUCUUCUUCAAGCGUGCCUUCUUCUCCCAAAAUCCUUUCUUCUUCACCUAAAAUUCUUUUCUGUUCUCCCAAAAUUAUUUCUCCUAGUGGGUCCAAAAAGAUAACACCCAAAGAAGACACUGAUAAGAGACAACGCGUUUUUCCAAGAUCUCUGACUCCUUCACCUGUACCACCGGAGAAACCCAAGACUCCCUCUCCUAGAUUCAAAGGAAAUUGGAGAAGGCAUCAGUUUAGGGAAUCCGUUGUAACAGGAACAAACAAGGGGACUACUUGGAAUUCAAUGGAGGCUGAUCCAGCCUUUUUUGUAUUGGAUGACAGGCAGCAGAGUAGGAGUAGCAUAAGAAAUGACUUGUAUAAGGAACAAAGGUGGAUGCCUGCGUGGUAUAAUGGAGAACAAUAGUCAAGUAAAUAUUAGGAUGUUUUAAAAAUGCUCUUUGUUUUUAUCUACCUUUGGUCUAUGUUGUUAAAAUAAGCAGGUCAUAUAAAAGGUAUUUUUUUAUCUGAGAUGUGUAAAGAUUACAGUAAAAACGCCUGCAUUUGUUUUAUUUAAGCGGUUUCUUUUUUUUUUUUUUCAAAAUAUCAAAUGUAUGCAUUUUACAGCUAAUCGUCUUCAAAAUCAAUGAGUAUAUUUGCCAAACAUUGAUGACAUAGGCAAAAACCUUUAAGUUCUGAUUGCUUUAGGUGGAAUAAAAAAAAUUGUGUUCAAUUAAAAAAAAAACAAAUUAAACGUCUAUUUUAGAAGCUUAUUUAUAUACACCGCUACUGUCUUGGGAAAUAAAUUUAUUUUAUGCCACUUUACAAUUGACAUGUUAAAUUAAUAAAACGAAAUCCUAAGGGUGGAUAUAAACAUGGCGGUUUCACAUUGUAGAACUUUUGUUACACCCUGUAUGUACCUUUUUCGAACAACUUUUUUGUUAAAUUUUUUUUAUGGAAGGAACAAUGGACAAUCAACGAUUUUUGUUAGAAAAUAAAAUAAAUCUAUUCGUUAUUUAUUGCUUGUUUUUUUUUAAGGCAAUUUUAACGUAUUCCUAGACAUUUGCGAUGUGUGUAUAAAGUUG
Molecule: messenger RNA, 2920 nt
Organism: Psylliodes chrysocephalus
Lineage: Eukaryota; Metazoa; Arthropoda; Insecta; Coleoptera; Chrysomelidae
Source: the annotation of a GenBank genome assembly